AUGGACCGCUCAUAUUUGAAGUUCUUGAUAUAUUGGGAAAAAAGCGAUGAUUGGUCUUUCUUCGACCUGACUGGAUGCCCUGGAGAGUUGUUUGACCAUCUGUUCCACCUUGCAGAGUUGGCCCGACAAAGUGAGAUCGCGCGCUCGAUGGAGUGGCUGUCCUUCAACAUAUCGCCUGUUAUCGCAAUCGAGGAGGAGAUUCUGGCAUGGGUCAAUGAUAUUCCACCGGGCGGAGACGAUCCGGAUGUCACAGAUGCAGAAGCCGAGCAACGUUUUCAUGAACAGCAAGAUCGAUACUAUUGUGCCGAAGCCUGGCGACAUACGUUACUUCUCUACAUUGAAAGUGUGUUCAAAAGCGAUAGGCAGAAGCGUCCAUUGGCUGUUCAUAAGCUAGUUCGCAAGACCAUUGACUCUAUUCGGUGUUGUCGACAAACCUCCCAAACUCAGAAACAGCUUCUUCUUCCGGUGUUCUUGGCUGGCAGUGAAACAUCGGACGAAAACAUGCGUGACUUUGUCAAGAGUUACUGCUCCUACUGGGGAGAAAAGAGUCGGUAUGGCAUGUUCAACUCAACACCAGUGCUUUUGGAUGAGAUAUGGGCAUCGAAUAAAUGGUGGGGCGAGAUCAUUGAUAGCAAGACAAAGUCAUCGAGCCAUGGACAAGGACAGACACAACUUUUGUUCGGUUGA
Penicillium brevicompactum is the source of this 687-nucleotide messenger RNA. RefSeq lists its product as uncharacterized. The coding region runs from base 1 to 687 and encodes 228 amino acids. The transcript has a single exon. The record is from RefSeq and is a predicted model, not a curated record. Lineage: Eukaryota; Fungi; Ascomycota; Eurotiomycetes; Eurotiales; Aspergillaceae.